GAUGUGUCGUUCCUCCGCUGCACGUGCUCAGCCCUGUUCUGAGAUUCGGACGGUGCUUUCUGAAAUUCCCUUACGAGCGGAUGCUGACCCUUGUGAACGACAGUGAUCUUCCAGGCUGCUAUGGAGUCCUUCCUCAGGAGCACAAGGAGGAUGCUGCUGUGUGGUACUCCAGCCCUGUGCCGUGUGGGAUUAUCCAGCCUCACAGCUCGGUGGAGAUCCCGUUUACGCUGGAAGCCCAGGCGAUAGGAAGGCAGGACACUGUGGCUAGUGUCUCAGUGUCUGGGAAUGAAAGAUCCCCGCUGAAUGUCUGUUUAGUGAGCGUUGGAGAAGGACCGAUUGUCUACGUGCAUCCGAGUGAGAUAAAUUUCGGCAGUAUUGAAGUUCUACAAGAUGCGUCCAAAACUCUCCACCUCUCCAAUCAGGCUGUCAUCCCUGCUUCCUUCUGUGUAGAGAUGGCUGGCAAACGCUCGUGCUGGAGGAUUGAACACAGUAAAGGAGUGAUCCCCCCUGAGAGUGAGGUGUCUGUGGCCGUCAUAGCGAACUUGGACAAUGCUGAGAAAUUCAAGGAUGAGGUGAAGGUGUUCAUAGAAAACAGCCACACCUACAUCAUCCCCAUCCAGGCUGUCGGCACUGGCACAACAAUUGUCAUCAACAAACCUCUUGCUCCAGAGCUCAGCUGGGGACCCCGCUUCAGGAAUGGCCUUGUUCCCUGCCUGGGCAGGUGCGCCAAGAGGAUUGCGGUUCUCUGAAGGCAGUGUUGGAGGAUGAAGAGCAGCUUCGUUCUCAUACUGUACCUGCAAGAUGUUGGGGACUCUGACCCUAAUGCACCAGAACCAGCACACCGCUUUGGACCAGCCAUGUACAGAAAACCCGCAGAGGUGCUACACUGCCCACAUAGACUGAGUGCAAAUUUGCUCUGCAUGUAACUUUUAACUACUGCAGCUGACAAUUAAUGUGUAAAGGCGUGAUUCCCAUGUUCCAUUUGCAGAAAUAAAAUCGUCAAAAUUAA
This is a messenger RNA of Falco peregrinus (peregrine falcon), 1009 nucleotides long. RefSeq names its product hydrocephalus-inducing protein-like. The transcript has 5 exons. Bases 81 to 749 code for a protein of 222 amino acids. The record is from RefSeq and is a predicted model, not a curated record. Lineage: Eukaryota; Metazoa; Chordata; Aves; Falconiformes; Falconidae. Gene Ontology annotation, cellular component: axoneme. Gene Ontology annotation, biological process: cilium movement; axonemal central apparatus assembly.